Monascus purpureus is the source of this 2545-nucleotide messenger RNA. Lineage: Eukaryota; Fungi; Ascomycota; Eurotiomycetes; Eurotiales; Aspergillaceae. The record is from the annotation of a GenBank genome assembly.
ACUCGAUUGAGGAGAAUAAGAAACCUAUUUAUACCUCAUUUCCCUUGGGCCGGAGGUAGAUUGAGAGCGCCGCCAUGUUAUCGGUGGCGCCGGUGUCGGCAAAAAUGGAUAUCUCAAUCGGCCGGAUCUCACGGUGAAGCAGUUCCCUGUGGGUCUAUUCACGCCCGAGAACAAGAAGGCCACUGGUUGGGGCCGCAGAUACCAUACCGGUGACAGUGGGCGAUUCAACGUCCGCGCCAUGCCCACUGUUGAGGGCAGUGUUGGGACUGUGGUGUUUCCGGCGGUAAUAUCAACCGUUGAGAGUGGGUGUUGGCCGCUGGACCGAGCAGUAAAUUAAUUAAAUUCUGAUGUCACAAAUAACUCGAGGAGAGAGAAGGGAAUAAAAAAGAAAUUAAAAAAAAAAAAAAAAAAAAACAGUCUUGGCUUUUCCCUUGUCGAAAGACCCCGAUGGUUAUUAUUUCCAUCGUUGUCCCCGCGCUGGCUGUCUUUUUCUCCUCCAGUGUCGAGACUCUCCAGCGUUGGCUUCAAUUGCUACACCACGAACUUGUUAGCUAAUCCGCCACUCUUCCGACAUCCGGCGGAGAGUGCGUUGGUCCUCCAUUUCUCUCCCCCAUUUUGUUCUCUCUCGUUCUCCCUCCCAUCAUGAUCUCUGCAAACCCCGAAUAUCCCAUGCCACCACGGCGGAUCCUGAUUGUGGGUGCGGGCAUUGCCGGGAUUUCCUGUGCCCUGGCGCUGUCCAGGGAACUGACCCCGUUUGUCCCCGAUCUCCAGAUCACCGUCUUCGAACGACACGAUAUCCUUUCCACGUCCGGCGGGGCGAUCAAUCUCACGCCCGUUGCCCAGAGACAUCUCUCCCAACUACGCGUGCUGGAGGAAUUGGAUAAGAUGGGGACCGAGGCCGGCGUGGACGUCGACGCGAUUGAAAUGUUCUCCUCGCGCACCGGGAGACAGAUCGGCGCCGUGGACUUCACCGAUAGCCACGGGAAUGGAUUCGGCGGCUUCAAGGGGCGCCGUGUGAUGCGCAUUGUCCUGUCCGUGGCCAUGCUGGCCGUGGUCGAGCGGACGAAAAACAUCAACAUGGUGUUCGGCAAGAAGCUGGUCGGCGGCGACGAGACCGAGGACGAGGUGACGCUGCGCUUUGACGACGGCACGACCGCCACGGGCGACUUGGUGGUGGGCUGCGACGGGGUGCAUUCGGCGACGCGCAGCAAGAUCGUUGAUCCAGGGCGCACGUCGGAGUACACGGGCAUCUCAUUCCUCCAGACCACCAUCCGCGCAGACCAGAUCACCGCCCCCAUCCACUUCCGCACGACGGCCAUGAACAUCUCGCGGCACGGGUCGUUGUUGACGAGCUACUGCGACCGCGAGUGCGAGCAGAUCUUCGUCGCCGCCAUCGUGCAGUUCGAUGAGCCGGCCGUCCUGCAGCACCGCAUCGAGCCAGGCCAGGACUGGAAGACCCAGUAUCGCAUCAAGACCGCACUGCAGCAGGAGGCCCGGAGACGAUUCGGACGGGCAGGCAUCCCGUGCAUCCGGGAGCUGAUGACCAAGGGCGAGGAUUGGAUGUUGUACCCGGUGUAUCAGGUCCGGCCGGGGGGGCGAUGGUCUACCAAUCGAAUAAUACUACUUGGGGACGCAGCACACGCGAUGCCGCCGCGGGACGAGUCGGCGGCGUACGCACUCGACGACGCAAUCUUAUUCUCGCGAAUCAUGGCCCGGUACCGCUUCGAGCCGUUACCCGAGGUGUUCAAGACCUACGAAGGAUUCCGGCGUGACACCGUCGACCGCGCCUUCAAAAUCUCGCGGCGCAUGUGGGAACGCAACCGCGACAUGGGUCUCCUGGAGGGCCGGCUGAAGGAGUGGAUCAUGCCGUUAUUCCUCCGGAACCAUCGAUACGAGCGUGAGACGGCCUGGGUGUUUGAUGCCGCGCAGGCUAGCAUUCCGACGCCGUCGUCGAGCGAGGAGGAGUUUUCGCUAUAGUCGUGGACGAAAGAGAUCAACCCAUAGCCCCUUGUCAUUCUUUCUUCUCUUCUCUUUUUCCUUUACCCUAUACUCUCUUUAGUACGUUUCCUUUCCUCUAUGUUUCCCUUCUACAUGUUCCCUUUCCUACGUGCUCUCUUUCGGACCUGUUCCCUUUCUUAUCUUUUCUUUCAUCGGAGUUACAGCGUCAUACACGGCGGUAUUGUGGCAAGUUCAUUGUUCGGUUUCAACGGCGGCGGUGAUGAUACAUGUAUCAAGACAUACACGCGGGUUUGGGCGGAGUUACAUUUCUAUUCUUGUUGUUAUUAUCAUUAUUCCCAUUGUUGUUGUCACGGAGGAUCCGGUCAUAAUGAGAAUCUUGGGACGUGCAGCGUGCAGAUGAUGUAUUAUUAGCAGACUUCGUCGCCCGCGCGAGAAGCUUCCCUUCCGGAGGCCAAAUAAACUCGGAUCUGCACGGCUUGUAUUAGUGCCUGGUAGAUCAUGAAUAACAAUCACGGGCGUGGAGCGCUCAACUCUGCGGAGGGUGCUGCAGGCGCAUCAUACGAUGCGAUCUUCCAGAGCCGGAGUU